AUGGAAGAAAGCUCAAGUUUCUCGGCAAUGGCACCUCCUGUCUUCACUGGUGAAAAGUUUCACAUAUGGGUGGUGAGGAUGGAAGCUUAUCUCGAAGCUUUAGAUCUUUGGGAGGCAAACGAGGAAGGCUAUGAAGUUCUUCCGCUACCCGGAAACCUAACAAUGGCUCAUCUCAACAAUCACAAGGACAAGAAAACUAAAAAAUCUAAUGCAAAGGCAUGUCUCCUUUCAACAGUCUCUUCAAUAAUUUUCACUCGUAUCAUGUCUCUAAAAUCAGCAAAAGCCAUAUGGGAUUAUCUUAAGGCAGAAUAUGAAGUAGAUGAUCAUAUCAAAGGUAUGCAAGUGUUGAAUCUCAUUAGAGACUCUGAGUUACAGAAGAUAAAAGAAUCAGAAACCAUCAAAGAAGACUCUGACACGCUUAUAAGCAUAGAAAACAGAGUAAGAUUACUUGGUUCUGACUUUAAAGACUUGUGUACUGUUGAAAAGAUUCUGGUUACUGUACCUCAAAGAUUUGAAGCCACCAUUACCACUUUGGAGAACACCAAGGAUCUGUCAAAAAUAACUUUGGCGGAAUUAUUGAAUUCCUUGUAG
This is a messenger RNA of Solanum stenotomum, 591 nucleotides long. RefSeq lists its product as uncharacterized. The transcript has a single exon. The coding region runs from base 1 to 591 and encodes 196 amino acids. Lineage: Eukaryota; Viridiplantae; Streptophyta; Magnoliopsida; Solanales; Solanaceae. The record is from RefSeq and is a predicted model, not a curated record.